CCAGAUCAGACUGGUGAAUGGAACAGGACAUUGCUCUGGCAGAGUGGAGGUCUAUUACAACAACACGUGGGGAACAGUGUGUGAUGAUAGCUGGGAUUUGACUGAUGCUGAGGUGGUGUGUAGACAGCUGGGCUGUGGAAGAGCUCUAAGUGCCCCAAUAAAGGCUCACUUUGGUCAAGGCAGUGGGAAGAUCUGGUUGGAUGAAGUUGGAUGUUCUGGUGGUGAGAACAGUCUGACACGGUGCUUACAUAGUGGAUAUGGAGUACAUGACUGUUAUCAUACAGAGGAUGCUGGUGUUAACUGCACUGACACAACACCCCAUCUCUCCAUCUCCCCAGCCCACUCUGCCUUCUCUCCUGGAGAGGACAUCGUCUUCACCUGCUCAGUUCCAGCCCAGAACAGAACUUCAGCCACAGUUCACCUCCACAAGUCUGGAUCAUCCAUCAGAUCUGAGAUGAUUGGUUCAGGACAGUCCAGCACCACCUUCACCCUGCCCAGUGUGGAGCCAUCAAACCAGGGGAACUACAGCUGUUGCUACCUGACUCAGAUCAAUGGCCAGACCAUCAUCAGCCCCUACAGUGACUCAGUCAGCAUCACCAUAGUGAGUCUUCCCCCGCCCAGCAUCUUCCUCACCUCCUCCCAGACCCUGCCCCUCUGGUGGACCCGGGGAUCAGAGAUCCCCAGAGGACACAGCUUUUCCAUCACCUGCUCCGUCUCCUCCCAGUAUCCCGGAGGCUCCUUCUCUCUGGUCUCCUCAGGUUCCAGCAGCAACGACCCCCAGCUCGCCCUCAACCAGUCCGCCUCCUUCUCCUUCCCCAGCGCGGAGGACGCGCACCAGGGCAACUACAGCUGUGUCUACAGGGUCGAGGUCUCCGGGCGGAUGUUCUCUUCCACCUCCACUGAGGAGCUCUCAGUCACUGUCAGAGACACAACACCCCAUCUCUCCAUCUCCCCAGCCCACUCUGCCUUCUCUCCUGGAGAGGACAUCGUCUUCACCUGCUCAGUUCCAGCCCAGUACAGAACUUCUGUUCAGCUCCUCAGGCCUGGAUCCAUCAGAUCUGACAUGAUUGGUUCAGGACUGUCCAGCUUCACUUUCACCCUGCCCAGUGUGGAGCCAUCAAACCAGGGGAACUACAGCUGUCGCUACCAGACUCAGAUCAAUAGCCAGAUCACCAGCCCCUACAGUGACUCGGUCAGCAUCACCAUAGUGAGUCUUCCCCCGCCCAGCAUCUCCCUCACCUCCUCCCAGACCCUGCCCCUCUGGUUGGCCCGGGGAUCAGAGAUCAAAGGACACAACUUCUCCAUCACCUGCUCCGUCUCCUCCCAGUAUCCCGGAGGCUCCUUCUCUCUGGUCUCCUCAGGUUCCAGCAGCACCGACCCCCAGCUCGCCCUCAACCAGUACGCAUCCUUCUCCUUCCCCAGAGCGGAGGACGCGCACCAGGGCAACUACAGCUGUGUGUACAGGGUCGACGUCUCCGGGCGGAUGUUCUCCUCCACCUCCACUGAGUUGCUCUCAGUCACUGUCAGAGGCCUGGCAGCCUCCCUCACCCCCCUCCUGGUGUCGGUAGCUGUGGGUGUGGUCCUGCUGGUUGGCCUGGUGGCUCUUUUCCUGGUCUGCAGGAGAAGGAGAGGAAGACACACUCUCCCGAAGACCAACUUUAGAAUGCGUAAGCAGAGUGACGCGAACCAAUAUGGAGGCAGAACGGCAGUAGGGGAUGAAGAGGAGGAAGAGGAGAACGACUAUGUCAGUGCUGAGGACGACUACGUGAAUGUGGAGGGCUUGACCUGUCAAGACGACGAUGAAGAUCAAUUCAACAACCAGACGGACUGCAAAGAUUUAGGUACCAUGAACCAAUAUGCGGAAGAGGCAUCUGAUGAAGAGGAAGAUCAUGACGAUAAUGACUAUGAAAGUGUUGAUGAUGUUUCUGAGGGGAAUGUUUCUGAAGCCAAGAACCAACAUGGAACCAUCAAUGAUGAAGAAGAUUGUGAUGAUGAUGACUAUGAAAAUGUUGAUGGUUCUGAGGAGAAUGUUUCUGAUGCCAAGGACCAACAUGGAUCCAUUGAUGAGGAAGAGGAUAGUGAUGAUGAUGAUGACUAUGUAAAUGUUGAUAUUUCUGAGGAGAAUUUUGAUGGCAUACAAUAUUAGUUCUUUUGAAUAGUGUACAUGACUGAACAUUGUGUUAAAUCCGCAAUAUUUGCAGAUAUGCCAGACUUCAGAUGUGUACAUUUGAGAUUGCUAUUUGAGGGAAUAGGUUUUUAAAUAUUUGUCCAUAUGAAUUUCAACAAGCAAAUGGAUGCCCAAAAAAGAGCCCUACUAAAGCAGACUUGGCAAAUUUCCACGUUUGUCAAACAGGCCCAUGUAGGGACAUUUCUAAUGGAUCCACUGUUUUACAGCUUGUGGUGUGAUGUGGAGGUUUCCAACAUACUGCCUAUGUCACACGAGCAGAGGUCCGAAAUCCAUUUGAAUUUUAAAGGCUGAUGUAAAUUACGUUCAUCAGUAGUGAAUGGUUAUGUCACAACGUAUGUCACAAAAGUUGGUCAUUUGCAUUGUCUGAUAAAGCGCAAUAUAGCACAUUGCAUCAAUUGUUUUAAAGCGUGUAAUUUGCUACAUAAUCUUUAUCCAGAUCCUCGCGCAACCGAAAGAUAAGGGCUGUUCAAACCGAACUGAAAUAUGUUUCCCGAUUACAAAAGCUGAAGCGACCCUGCCCCUCUGGUUGGCCCGGGGAUCAGAGAUCAGAGGACACGGCUUCUCCAUCACCUGCUCCGUCUCCUCCCAGUAUCCCGGAGGCUCCUUCUCUUUGCUCUCCUCAGGUUCCAGCAGCACCGACCCCCAGCUCGCCCUCAACCAGUCCGCCUCCUUCUCCUUCCCCAGCGCGGAGGACGCGCACCAGGGCAAC
Messenger RNA from Hypomesus transpacificus, 2897 nucleotides. RefSeq names its product titin-like. Lineage: Eukaryota; Metazoa; Chordata; Actinopteri; Osmeriformes; Osmeridae. The record is from RefSeq and is a predicted model, not a curated record. Bases 455 to 2146 code for a protein of 563 amino acids. The transcript has 9 exons.